GUCCUCUGCAUUCACAACAGACAAAAUGUUCCGAAAAAAGAAAAAGAAACGUCCAGAAAUCUCUGCCCCGCAGAACUUCCAGCACCGUGUCCACACGUCCUUUGACCCCAAGGAAGGCAAAUUUGUGGGCCUCCCUCCACAAUGGCAGAACAUUCUGGACACCCUGAGGAGGCCCAAACCUGUGGUGGACCCUUCACGCAUCACCCGGGUCCAGCUGCAACCCAUGAAGACGGUGGUCCGGGGCAGCACCAUUGAAGUGGAGGGCUACAUUUCUGGGCUGCUCAAUGAUAUCCAGAAGCUCUCUGUCAUCAGCUCCAACACCCUUCGGGGCCGGAGCCCCACCAGCAGAAGGAGAGCCCAGUCUCUCGGGCUCCUGGGGGAUGAACGAUGGGGCCCAGACACAGACAUGUACCUUCAAAGUCCCCAGCCUGAGAGGGCUGACCCUUAUGGUAUCUACCUCAACUGCAACGGGGGAGCCAAAGCAGGCCGGCGAGAGAUGAUGUGGCCAGAAUACCAGGCUGACCAGGCCCAGCCCAACGGGCUGGUGAUGACCCAGUCCCUAGGGCCUGCAGAGUUCCAAGGCGCUGCCCAGCGAUGCUUACAGCUCACUUCUUGCCUGCCCAGUCCACCCCUAGGGACUUCCCCUGCUCUGAACUCAAGCAGAGGUGGCAAGGUUGGGAGGCAGAAUUCAGAGGACCGAAGACCCCAGUCCUGCCUGGUGGGCCCGGCUGGGGGCAGGCCCAGUGGGGAGGGCAGCCCCAGCCCCAAGACUCAAGAAAGCGGCUUGAAGAAUAAGCUUUUCCGUAGCAUGUUUAUUUCUGAUGGCAGUGGCAAGCCAACUCCAGCUGCAAAGAGCAAGGCCAGAAUUGUGGUUUGGCUAUGGCUUAUUCGAAAGCACUUAUUUGCAGAAGCUUCUCAGUUCAGUUCAUCUCCCAGACACCCGGAUGGGCUCCUGAGCCUGGCAGGAACCUCAGAGCCCAAUUCCCUCUUCCGGUCGCUGCAGAAAGACUCUCCCCCGAGCCUGUCAGCCAAGGCCCAGUCUUUGCUCUCUGAUCAGUCCGUGGGGGAUUUCAAUAACCUGAUCGUCUCUGAAACCAGCAGCCCCCAGAAGUCCCUUCGGACAGCUCCAGCAGCGGCCCUGCCCCCUGGCCGCCCCUCCCCUGCCGGCUCCCCCCGAACCCGGCACCCCCAAACCAGCGCCAGCAACCUGCACCUGCCCCAAGACCCCGCCACAGCCAAGGCCCUCAUGACAGCCGGAGAGGAGCCGGGCAUCGUGACCCACGAACAAUUCAAGGCAGCCCUAAGGAUGGUGGUGGACCAAGGAGACCCCCGACUGCUGCUGGAGAGCUACGUGAAGAUUGGGGAGGGUUCCACAGGCAUCGUCUGCCUGGCCCGGGAGAAGCACUCCGGGCGUCAGGUGGCAGUCAAGAUGAUGGACCUGAGGAAACAGCAGCGCCGGGAACUGCUCUUUAAUGAGGUGGUGAUCAUGAGAGAUUAUCAGCAUGUCAACGUGGUAGAGUUGUACAAGAGCUACCUGGUGGGUGAAGAGUUGUGGGUGCUGAUGGAGUUUCUGCAGGGGGGCGCCCUUACUGACAUUGUAUCCCAAGUCAGGCUGAACGAGGAACAGAUUGCUACUGUGAGUGAAUCGGUCUUACAAGCCCUCGCUUACCUUCACUCUCAGGGUGUCAUCCAUCGAGACAUCAAGAGUGACUCCAUACUCCUGACCCUCGAUGGAAGGGUAAAACUCUCAGACUUUGGAUUCUGUGCCCAGAUCAGCAAAGAUGUUCCCAAAAGGAAGUCCCUGGUUGGUACUCCUUACUGGAUGGCUCCAGAAGUGAUCUCAAGGUCUCCAUAUACAACCGAGGUGGAUAUCUGGUCUCUGGGCAUCAUGGUGAUUGAGAUGGUGGAUGGGGAGCCCCCGUAUUUCAGCGACUCUCCAGUGCAAGCUAUGAAGAGGCUCCGGGACAGCCCCCCACCCAAACUGAAAAACUCUCACAAGACCUCCCCAGUGCUUCGAGACUUCCUGGAGAGGAUGCUGAUUCGAGACCCCCUGGAUCGAGCUACCGCCCAGGAGCUGCUAGACCACCCCUUCCUGCUGCAGACAGGGCUUCCUGAGUGUCUGGUGCCUCUGAUUCAGCUCUACCGAAAGCGCACCUCUACCUGCUGAGCCUACUAGCGGUGUCCAUCAGCCUCCAUGGCCCUGCGGGCCUGGGGACACUGGACACAGGAAGCACCAGCAGCCUUCCAGGCAGGCUAGGAACAGUGCCUGCAUCAUCUCAGUAUUUUCUCCAAAGACUGAAUGUGAAAUGAUCCCCCCAACCCACCCCGGUCCCAUUAACCUUUGGUCCAGUGUGCCAACUAGGAUUUCUCCCCUUGGCUCCCCCUCCCCUUCACCUCCCUCUCUCUCCUAAGAGAGACACUGGUUGUCUUUGGAAUUACUGAGACAACUCUUGUCAGGAUGACAUUUUGGGAAUUCUCCAGUAUAUAUCCAAUUCUUUGUACAGAACUGUUUCUGAGGAACCCCGAAGACCAGAAUAGUCUUAUACAAGGCCUACCAGGCUCCAAGGUGAGAGCCAAUUCUUCCUAACUCUUACCUUCAUGUGGGGACUUACGAGCAUUACACCAAAACCAUGUGUUCUAGUCCACCAAACAUAAAUCAUAUGUGUCUCGGGGAGGAACUUGUCCAGGGAAAGAUUUUAUAACCAGAAGACCUAUUUCCCUCCCUUAUGCCUCAGCUACUUAGGGAUAGAGGGUCAGGAAGGACAUGGAUAUGCUACCUAAAUCUGUUUUCUGGCUCUGCAUACAUCCUCCCCUACAAUCUGGGUGCUGCUCUAGCUCUGGGCCAGAAACAGAAUCAACCUUCAGCUGAAAACAAGACAUUUUCAGUGGGAAACUGUCUCAGGAGAGCAUGUUCCCUGGGACAAAGGGAUGCCUCCCUCUAAGAGUAGAGGGAGCAUUCAGGGAGCUUUGGGCCCUGGUUAGAUCCCAAAGCCAGGAUCAUACCAGCCCCAUCCUCAUUCCCAAAUAAUUUAGUUCCUAAGGGACUUUGUCCUUUUUGCCUCUAAGUCCAAACUAGGUCCCUGGUACAUCUGUAUUUAAGCCUAGUGGAGGCUAGGUGACUCAACUUUUGGGGUCUUUUCAGAAGUUUGUCUAUCUGUUUGUGGAGGGCCCUCGGGUUUCAUAAGGCCAGAGCCAAGAGUGGGCAGAAAGCAAUGGUCAGGUAGCUGGAACUUAGUUUUACCUGUGAAUUUCACAAAUGGAACCCCUUCUCUCAUGGCCCCCCAGGUAAGCAAACCAUCAUGGUUCAAGGCCUUCAAGGUCUCAUUUCAGCCCCCCAUGGAGACCAUCGCAGGGGUGAGAUUCUCAGAAGGAUUUACUUUCAUCUGUUUCCUUAGGCACUUCAGCUCAAAGCCAACAAAUACUAAAGCAGCACUUCCUUUGCCCAGGGCACAGUCCUAGGCUGGGAGCUCCCAUCAUCAGGGCUGUUGAAGGCAGGGAUCUCCAAGAAACAGUUUUAUCGGAUCCCUUCCCCACCCAGAAGGGAUUUUUCUGAUUCCAGCGUUUCCCAAUAACCCGUUUUUGAGCAAGAUGGCAAAGUCUUUUUGUUUUUUUAGGUCAGAAUUGGAAACUGAUCACCCUUCCUAGAGAACUUUUGUGAACUGUUUGCACUUGUUUCCUGUUUUAAAUUAAAAUGGGUGUUCUUAAGUUCAAAGCUUGUGUUCUUCCCAUUUUCCUGGAAAGUCAGACUGAACUGACAUUGCUCUGCCCAGGAGAGGUCCGAGGCAAACAUUCGGUGUCUCCUUUUCACGCUCACUGGUUUCCCUUGGGUUGGGUUGGCCUCAGAAGAGCUUUGUCAUCUAAUGUGGAUCUGAAAUUUUAGCAGAGGGAGACAAAGUGAAUGGCCUGCCUUGGAACCUGUGUCCAGAGUGUUUUCCCCUAAAUAGCUGAGUCUCAGAUCAAGAAAGCCCACGUAGGAAGCUGAAUUUACCACAGGGCCUUGCCAGCUGCUCCUCUGGGAGGUGGUUACCCUCUGUACCGCUCUCGUUGACACUCAGUGUGGGCUAGCCCUACAACUAGAAGAGGAACCAUGGGAAGUCAAAGUGUUGUUUCCCUUUCUGUUGCAGUCUGAAGCUGUUUCCAUCAAAUUAGGUUAUUUUAAGAGAAAGACUCAGACAUCAGGACAUAUCGAAAGGGGCUAGACCUGGAGUCUGACUUUCAAAUCCCCCCUCUAAUCUCUGUUAGCUAGGUGGCUCAGUGGGUAGAGUGCUGGGCCUGGAGUUAAGAAGACAUGAGUU
This is a messenger RNA of Phascolarctos cinereus (koala), 4295 nucleotides long. Lineage: Eukaryota; Metazoa; Chordata; Mammalia; Diprotodontia; Phascolarctidae. The record is from RefSeq and is a predicted model, not a curated record.